Molecule: messenger RNA, 3521 nt
Organism: Aplysia californica (California sea hare)
Lineage: Eukaryota; Metazoa; Mollusca; Gastropoda; Aplysiida; Aplysiidae
Product: TNF receptor-associated factor 6
Biological process (GO): regulation of apoptotic process; protein K63-linked ubiquitination; positive regulation of JNK cascade
Cellular component (GO): plasma membrane signaling receptor complex; cytoplasmic side of plasma membrane
Molecular function (GO): zinc ion binding; ubiquitin protein ligase binding; tumor necrosis factor receptor binding
Source: RefSeq, a predicted model, not a curated record
AUGUUCCCUGACGUGGCCAUCCAGCGAGAAAUCCUGUCCCUCUCCGUACAGUGCCCGAACACUGAUGACGGAUGUGCCUGGAGGGGAGAGCUCAGGGAACUGGAGAAACAUCGAGAAGUGUGCCGCAUGGAAGAGGUUCACUGCCCACACGGCUGUGAACUGACCACCAAACGAUGUCAGCUGGACGACCACGUGACUGUGUGUCCUUCCAGACAGGUCCAGUGCAAACAUUGCCAGGAACACGUCAUCUAUCAGAACCUGGAAGAAGAGCGCUCAAAGAUGAAGCACCACGAAGAGAGCACCGAGGUUAUGCGCCGGCACAUGGAACUCGCCCGAUUUAAACUCUCGAAACAUGAGCAGACAAUCACUGACCUCCUGGACACCGUCGCCAAAAUAACAAAGACAACGGACGAGCUCCUCCCAAUUGUCCGGGAGAACCAGCAGAGGCAUGUCCAGAUCUCCCGUGACCUCAUAGAGAGGAACGUGACAGGCCGAGUCCACUGGAAGAUCAAGAUCGGAGGUCAGAGGCGACAGAGGGGAAGCUACCAGAGUCCCAUCUUCUGCACAGGCUGCCCAGGGUAUAAGGUGCAGCUGACCCUGGAGCUGGACGGCCACAGAGAGAACGCCAACCGCUACUCCAGCCUCCACCUGUCGUUGCUGGCCGGGGACUACGAUGAGCAGCUCAUCUUCCCCUUCAACGCCACGUGCCUGGUCACGCUCUACGACCAGUUCAACUCUGUGUCUCGACGUAGCAACUUCUCUUCCACCCUCGUCGUGAGGGAGGUACCGCGUGUAGUCAGGCCUGGACUUUCUGGAGAUAGAAUCUACAGACGAGGCAUCAGCAAAUUCAUGAAACGCCAGGAGCUGGUCGGCGCGGGCUCUCGAUUCUUUCGCCAGGGGGCGCUGCACAUGGAGGUGACCGUCAUGCACUGCUUCUACCCGCCGCCGGAACUGACGCAAUCACCGACGUGUUCUUCCUCGCUCCUCAGCCACUCUCCCCUGUCGCACAACCCUCUGCCCCUCUCACAGCACGUGACCUCGCCUCACCCACAAGGGUCUCCUGUUCUUAGCGUGGCUUCACUUACAAUUGGGAACUGAAUAGAACUCCCCUGUUCUCCCCUUUUAAAUUUAAGACACUUGCUUUUUAAACCCUUUCAUUAUUGAAACGUUUCCAUCUACGUCUAUACCGAGAAGAGAACAUUUUGUAAAUUCAGGAAGGAUUUAGACAAAACCAUACUAUUAAUUUUCCUCCUUAUUCGUGAAUAAUCUAGUUGUUAUUAUUACAUUAUUUCCUAAAACUCCCCGUGUAGCCUUGUACAAAAGUGGAAGAGAACUAGAGUUUUGGAGAACGCAUGCGAGUACAUACUAUACUAAUCUACUCAGCAGUGAAGAUGUUAAUCAAUUUGUUAACUUUGGGUUGCCUCACAACAUACGAAUUUACUAUGUUGUUAUGUUGGUGUGUAAUAUUUUAAAGGAUGUUCAGCACAUACCUCAUAGUGGUUUUAUCAGUUCGAAUUUUAGGUAUUUAGAUCGACGGUGGAAAUAUUACAUAGACUAUUUUUACCAUUUAAUUUUGUUUUCCUUAAUUCCAAGUUCUAUACACAAUCUUACAAGUGAUGAAUUGGAGGAAAGCUACUUUUUUUCACCAAUGUCAGUAGUACACUGAUUAGUUUUUUUGUGCUUUCUAAGGAAAAAAAUCAACUUGAACAUUUUUAUAUGAGAACUCUUGUCUCUGCAAUUUUUAAAAAUCUUUUGAAGCAUUCUAACUUUGCUCUUGAUUUCACUGUAUGUGUUAAACUGUUAGAGAUGAUUAUCAAAUGUUGCAAAACGGUGGUAACAACUUUUGCGCUGAUGGAUUAUAACACACUUCAAAAGCCUUAUUUAGAAACUCAUGUGAUAACGCUUUCAAAUUUAUCAAUUUAAAAUCAUUUUUAGGUAAUCUGUCUGUUGAAUAUUUGGCCAGAGUACUUUAGUAUGGACGAAACAGUUUUAAAAAUCCCUUUAGUAUGUCUUUCAAAAGGCAUGCUUAUACCGAGCAAAAGCUUCACGAAACAUUCCGAGGUUUUGGUGGGUUUUUUUAAUCAACUACUCCCUCUGGUGUCACAGGAAACAUGACCUUCCUGCAAAUCCAUACGUGUUCGGCCACUUCGUGAACUAUAUAAUGGAGAGGGUAAAAAUAGCGUUAGUUACAAUUUACAAUUUUUGCUUUUAUAAGUUUUGAUCCAUUGACUGGCUUGUUCCAAGUUGUCCAUCUGUGUCAUUUUAAAAACAAAAUCAGAAACAGCUAAAGACAUGUACUGGAAUCUUAUCUAAAACAGUCGCACAUACCCUUCGAAAUCGAAUAGUGGCUACUUGAAGGUAUGGGGCCCUAUGAAGUAGGAAAUACGGUGGUAUACGUAAAGAUCAGUUGCACAGCAGUUUGAAGAAUCAGCAGUCGACUACCCCUGAGAUCCAACAGGGGAACGUAAAAAAAAUGAAUUCGCACAUAGGAAAAAAAACCCUUCAGUAGUUCAUUUGGUCCUACCUGUUUUUAAUCAUGUGACUACUACCCAGUAGUCUUUAUUUGGUUUUAGACAUUCUUCUUUUGCCCUUACGCAUCACUGAAAUUCACCUACUUUAGUCUAAAAAAUAAACACAAACGCAUACUAGUACAUCAAUAAGCACACUGGUGCGUGCCAUUGGGUAAACACACAUUAUUAUACUUCUGAAAUUCAAGUAAAUACACAUAUGCAUCGACACGUACACAAUGGUCUAGAAAUUGCGCACAAAAGCUUCUCGUACAAGGCACAUAAAUUCGCUUGUAUACAUAAUAAUGACAUGCUCAUCCCAUAGCUAUUUUGAGAGUAUUAAAGAAGCUCUAAUGGACCCGAACAAGUAAAGUUAGAUUGAAAUGUGUAAGUACUGCCGUAUGAAAAUUAUUGUUGUAAGACAGUUCACCUUAAAAUCUCAAAAACAAUCAAGAUAUGUGAAAAACCCAAAUACCUUAUAUCGUAUUAUUUUCUAUUUCGAUAAACAUAACGUUUACGGUUUAGAGCGUUGAUGGUAUGUGAAAGUACUGAUUUUAUCUAUUCAGUCAUUCAUUAUUUAAAUAAGGUAUUAUCUUAUUCAUUUUUCUAAACUUCUUACUGACAAAUAUCAGGCACUUCAGUGCCUGUUGCUGAAAUAUUUUCUUUUUAUCCGUCCGAGUUCGCUUCUGCAAUAUUUUUUGUAUUAUUAUAUUAUGUGAUAUCCAAAUGCUUUUAGACGUGUUUUUAGAAAUUGGAGUGCUUGCAGGUGGAACUGUAAAAUAAAAAAUUGGCAUGAAGAUUUGUUGCCUCUGAAUGUCUGUAGGAACUAACGAGUUCCCCAUGAUGUGUCCGAGCGACAAAUUUUAAUCCUUAAUUACAAUGACACUAGUUUUGUUUUGACGUGUGCAUAACGGCGUGUUUGAUUUUAGAUGACAUAUUUUCACUACUGUCUGUACAAAUGGAUGUUUGAGUUGACUACUACUACAAUAUUUUAAUAAAAUAAUUUGUAUCAUU